Molecule: messenger RNA, 1488 nt
Organism: Periophthalmus magnuspinnatus
Lineage: Eukaryota; Metazoa; Chordata; Actinopteri; Gobiiformes; Gobiidae
Product: caspase-3-like
Exons: 13
Coding region: 20-1180 (386 amino acids)
Biological process (GO): proteolysis; neuron differentiation; keratinocyte differentiation
Cellular component (GO): cytoplasm
Source: RefSeq, a predicted model, not a curated record
UCUUACCACCAUAAGAAUCAUGGCCGGCAAACAACAGGACACAGUUGAUGCAGCGAUGUUUGCUCCAGAUAAAGAACAGAGCAGCAGGAACACAGUGAACUCGUUCACAAUUGUAAUAAAGGUCAAGGCAGAUAAGGAGCAUAGCAGUGGGUUCACAGUUGACUCAGCUAAAAUCAUGGAUGAGAAAAGACAGAGAAAUGGGAAUGAAAAUGAGUCAGCAAAAAUCAUCAAGUCCCAUGAAGAACCAAGCAGUGGGGACACAGUUGAUGCAUCAAAGUUACCAGAGGUCAUUAAGGCCCCUGAAGAACCAAGCAGUAGCAGUAGUAACACAGCUGACGCAGAAAAGUUGCCAGUUGAAAAGACCUCCCCUUCAGUAAGAGCUGUGCCUACCAUCAAGGACUUGGAGGGUCAGUGCAAAUACCGGAUGGACUUCCCCUGUCUGGGAGUCUGUCUGAUCAUCAACAACAAGAACUUUAAAGAGGGAGCUCCAAUGCCUAAAUGCCUCACUGGAAAUGGACUACUGUCCACUAGAUCUGGCACAGAUGUGGAUGAAGGCGCUCUGAAGAAGACAUUUGAGACUCUGGGAUAUAAAGUCAUUGUGCACAAAGACCUCACUAAAAAACAAAUGAAGCAGGAGCUGGAGAAAGUGUCUAAUGAGGACCACAGUAACAACGCAUCCUUCGUUUGUUUCAUUUUGAGCCACGGAAAUGAAGAAGGGAUCAAUGGGACAGACGACACAGUGAAACUUGAAAAACUCACCAAAUAUUUUAAAGGCGACGAAUGCAAGACUCUCAUAGGGAAACCCAAACUCUUCUUUCUACAGGUAUGUCGCGGUGAAAACUUAGAUUCUGGGACGGCAAUGGACAGAGACCUGGUUGAUGCCACAGCGCUGCCCAUUACACCAAAGAUCCCAGUGGAGGCAGACUUCCUGUACGCUUACGCAACAGCUCCAGGAUACUACGCCUGGAGGAACGCUGAGAAUGGCUCUUGGUUCAUUCAGUCUCUGUGUGAGAUCCUACCGAAAUACAAACACCUGGAGCUGAUGCAGAUCAUGACCAGAGUCAACAGAAAAGUGGCACUUGAUUUUGUGUCGUCCAACAGUAAAAAGGAAUUUGAUGGCAAGAAAGCAAUACCCUGCUUCACCUCCAUGUUGACCAAAGACUUCUACUUACCAGAAUAGGUUUUAAAGGUGCACUAUGUAACUUUCCUGGUGGAGAAUCCAUCACCUGUUUCUCUCUAUGGAGAUGUUAUUGCUGGAAAUGUUCACAGUGUGGCAUUAAACUUAUUCUUCUCCAUGGAGACAGGUGAUGCCCAGAGGCAAAGUUACAGAUCAUAUCUGUGGAGAGGAGUAAAUGCCCUUCCUCACAUUAAAGAGGAAUUAUUGUAUCAAUGCAAUCAUAUUAAAGUAUGUGUUUAUUUUGAUUUUCAAUGUGAUCUAAACUAUUACACAAGCAGCCAAUUCUGUUUAAUUCAAUUCAAUUCAUUUUA